CUGCGAUCCAAAUUUUCCUUCUUGAAGAGCAGAGCAAUGGUCGUCCUGCUACAUUCGAGAAUACAAACACAUUUUAAUGCGAAUGAUUUAAUGUCUACUUUGGAGCUGGCAGGAAAGAUCCAGACGACUCAGAGCAAUGUGCGCGGCGACUGAACAUCUCUGCAGUAAUUCAUGGGAACCACUUGCUUGCAUUUCAAUCCUACCUUUCAUAUUUUAGAUCGCGGUCACUCGACACAACGACGGCGUGACGUUCGCGUGCCCAGCGGAGAUAUCAAACAAUGGUGAUACCUGCAGGGAUGUCAAGCAAAAUUCAAGAAGACGAUGAGAACCACGUUCCGAAAUGGAUCCCCAGCACCCAGGAAAAGAUAAAGUUGUCGAGUGAUGAUAAAGAUGGGGAUCAAGAUGAAUACGAAGAUGAGGAUGAUCUCGGGCUUUUUUCUACGGCGGCUACAGGUAAUUUCUCAUACGAUGACUAUACUGUGGGAUGGAUUUGUGCUCUUCCCAUGUUAGACGAAAUCCACAGGGAUCUGAAAAAGCGUUCAAAUGAUAAUAACACAUAUACCUUGGGGAGUAUCAGCGGACACAAUAUUGUUAUGACCUGCCUACCAGCAGGAGCGUACGGCAUCGCUUCUGUUGCCUCAGUUGCAAGUCAGAUGCAAGCUAGCUUCGGAUCAGUACGUUUCUGGUUGAUGGUAGGCAUCGGCGGAGGAAUACCCAGUGAAAAAACCGAUGUUCGACUAGGCGAUGUUGUGGUUAGUAUCCCGACACCUAACUUUGAGGGGGUGGUGCAGUAUGAUUAUGGCAAAACUGUCGGAGACGGUUGUUUAAAACGUACAGGCACACUCAAUAAACCACCCACAUUGCUUCUGACUGCAGUUGCCAAACUGCGAGUAGACCAUGAGUUGACGUUCAGUCGAAUUCCUGCUUUUCUUUCGGAGAUACCCGACAAGUAUCCUUCUAUGGCAGCUAUGUAUAUGUAUUGUGGUCAACAGCAGGAUCUCUUGUUUGCUGCAGAAUAUGAUCAUGUUGGGUCUAAACAGACAUGUGAGGAUUGCGACAGGAGCAGAUUGAUAGUUCGAUCUCCUCGUCUUGAAAAUAGUCCUAGGAUUCAUUACGGCUUAGUCGCUUCACUGAACCAAUCAAUGAAGAACGGCCGUACUAGGGAUCGACUGGCACAAGAGCUUGGUAUUCUCUGUUUCGAGAUGGAGGCGGCUGGACUAAUGGAUAACUUCCCAUGUCUGGUGAUCCGCGGCAUCUGCGACUACGCCGAUUCGCAUAAGAAUAGGAAGUGGCAGGGAUACGCGGCAGCAACAGCAGCGGCAUAUACCAAAGAACUUCUGUCUGUGAUACCUGCGACAUCAGGUACUAGCGGAGAGCAACGACGAUUUUUCAUGGGCGCCUUAUAUUUUGGUGAGAUCGACGUCCGCCAAAUGACAAUCAAGACCGCUCAUGCCAAAACAUGUAAGUGGCUGCUCAGCGAACCCCAGUAUCAGGACUGGCUCGACUAUAACAAAAUCUCUCAACAUCAUUGCUUCUUAUGGAUCAAAGGGAAGCCAGGCACUGGGAAGUCGACAAUAAUGAAGUUCGCCCUUAAUCAUGCUAAAAGACGCAAGGAUCUGGAAAGGUCAACAAUAGGGAUGUGUCGAUCCCUCUUGUACCAACUGUUGGAAAAGGUUCCUGAGCUUCAGAAUAUCCUUGAUCCCCUUGGAUCACCACCGGAAAGCAGCGAGUAUCACCUAUGGAACAUUGAGAUACUUAAGAAUCUCCUCUGGGGUGCGAUAGUGCAAUUAGGGCAGCGACGUUUGAUGUGCUUUAUUGACGCUCUAGACGAAUGCGAGGAAGAUCAGGUUCGAGAAAUGGUGGAAUUUUUUGAGAAUCUGGAACAACUUUCAGUCUCAGCCAGAAUACAGUUACAUAUUUGCUUUUCUAGUCGACACUACCCACAUGUCACAAUCGGGAAAGGACAGCAGCUGGUUCUGGAAUGCCAGGGAGGUCAUAAUCAAGAUAUAGCCAAUUAUCUGUAUAGCGAGUUAAAAGUCGGGUACAACAAGCAGGCCGAUGAAGUGAGGAUGGAAAUACUUGAAAUGGCAUCUGGUAUUUUCUUGUGGGUUGUCCUUGUUGUCCGGAUACUCAAUAGAGAGUACGAGCGUGGUCGCACUCAUGGGCUUCGUAAGAAGCUUCAGGAGAUCCCAACUGAACUGAACAACUUGUGGAGGGACAUAUUAAUAAGAGAUAACCAGAAUAUGGAGAGCUUAUUCCUAUGUAUACAAUGGAUAUUAUACGCAAAGCGACCACUAAAGCGAGAAGAGCUUUAUUUAGCAAUUUUAUCCGGAGAGAAUCCUCAGGCGCUUACCGAGCGGAAUCUCGAGAAUAUCACUAAACAAAAUAUGGAAAGGUAUCUUCUAAGUUCCUCAAAAGGACUCGCUGAGGUGAUGCACUCAAAGGAUCAAACUGUUCGUUUUAUUCACGAAUCAGUGCAAGAUUUCCUUCUCAAAGAAAACGUACUUCGCGACCUUUGGUCUGAAUUUGGGAAUAAAGGGAACAACUUUCCGAGUUUGAACUUCUCGAGUUGGAGUCAUGAACAGCUCAAAAAGUGCUGUUGCAAUUAUAUGAAGCGGAAGCUGUGAAUCUCCGUCAAUUGAUAGCUGAAAGGCUUCCAUUUAUUGAAUAUGCAGUACUAAAUGUGCUCUAUCAUGCUGAUAUUGCAGAAGGAGGUGGAGUCUCACAAGAUGCCUUUAUUGAGAACUUUCCUCUGAGAGACUGGAUAAACCUCGAUAACCUUGUCGAGAGGUAUCAAGUGCGUCGCCACACACCUGAAGCGAGUCUGUUAUAUAUUCUUGCCGAGAAGGACUUACCAAAUCUCAUCAGGGUUCAGCUAAGACGAGUCUCAAAUAUAGAUAUCCAAGGGGAGCGUUACUGCUUCCAAUAUUUGCAGCCUUGGCCAACGGUAAUAAAAACGCGGUUAGA
Molecule: messenger RNA, 2967 nt
Organism: Talaromyces proteolyticus
Lineage: Eukaryota; Fungi; Ascomycota; Eurotiomycetes; Eurotiales; Trichocomaceae
Exons: 5
Coding region: 279-2627 (782 amino acids)
Biological process (GO): nucleoside metabolic process
Molecular function (GO): catalytic activity
Source: RefSeq, a predicted model, not a curated record